This is a messenger RNA of Dovyalis caffra, 198 nucleotides long. The record is from the annotation of a GenBank genome assembly. Lineage: Eukaryota; Viridiplantae; Streptophyta; Magnoliopsida; Malpighiales; Salicaceae.
AUGCUGGACGGUAAACGAGUGAACACCCGGCUUGAGCAACAUGGAUGCAAAGGAAGGCGAAGGGAGAGCCUUUGUGAAAUAGAUCCGCAAGUUAUAGUUGGGAGGUUACGGGAAGGAGAUGGACAAUGCCGGAUUAGACCUUUUCACGAACGAGAUGAUAGUCGAUCUCGAUGUGUUUUGUGCGUUCGUGAAAAAUAA